Messenger RNA from Myxocyprinus asiaticus (Chinese sucker), 3074 nucleotides. RefSeq lists its product as uncharacterized. Gene Ontology annotation, molecular function: protein kinase activity; ATP binding. Gene Ontology annotation, biological process: protein phosphorylation. Bases 1638 to 2471 code for a protein of 277 amino acids. Lineage: Eukaryota; Metazoa; Chordata; Actinopteri; Cypriniformes; Catostomidae. The record is from RefSeq and is a predicted model, not a curated record. The transcript has 3 exons.
AAGAGUUUGUAGUCAAAGAAUUGAUGCAUUUCUAUGCCCAGUACUCGUAAAAUGAAACAGAAACAUAGAGGAGGCUACAGGCAGCCGCAGUGUCCUAACCUGACGGCAAACAACACGUGAUAAAAGGUAUCUUUUCUAUGUUAAUCAGAGUUUUUGUCCUAACAACAUGACAUCUGUUAUGACGUCCUUCGGAUGAGAUGUUAAACCGGGGUCCCGACUCUCUGUGGUCACUAAAAAUCCCAGGGCACUUCUCGUAAAAGAGUAGGGGUGUAACCCCUGGCCAAAUUCCCCCCAUUGGCCCUUCUCAAUCAUGGCCUCCAAAUAAUCCCCAUCCAUAAAUUGGCUCUAUAACUUUACUCUCUCCUCUCCACCAAUAACUAGUGUGUGGUGAGCAUACUGGCACACUAUGGCUGCCGUUGCAUCAUCCAUAUGAAUGCUGCACACUGGUGGUGGUUUGCGGAGAGUCCCCUGUUUACUAUGUAAAGCGCUUUCAGUGUAGUGUCCGAAAAAGCACUAUACAAAUGUAACAUUCAUUCAUUCAACAAGCCGUGAUGAGCAACGGUACAUUCUAUCGAUCACUUGUUUUCUGUUAUCUGUAUUGUGCCAGGUAACGUCGUCUGCUGUAAACUGGCACCAGUCCAAAAAUUAGCCUCAUAACAAUAUAAUAAAGCCAGCAUCUCAUGAGCCGGUUAAAAACUACUUGAUUUUGGCUGAGAAUGUUAUACCUUCCAAAUGCUUUUGCAGAGGUCUCAUUCCCUUCAGGUCUGUCACAAAUACUCACUGGUUCAGAAUGGAGAAGAGGUGACAGACAUUCCCACCUACUCCAUCACUUUUUUCUUUGAUUGAGGACUCCGGUUAAAAAAAAAAAUAAGGCUGGGCAUAGAAAUGCAUCUAUUCUUGGACUACAAACUCUUCAGACAUGUUUAGUAAGUUCUGUUCUCUGGUUCUUGUGCAACUAUGUGGUGUUCUGUUGUCAUUAUCACUGUGGCGGACCUGUUUUUAGAUAAACAAAACAAGUUUUUGCUUGAACGCCCCAUCACAGGAGCUGCACUGUCAUGAAUGCGCACAGGAGAUCAACGGUUGGUAAACAGUUCAACUAAAAAAAAUGUUUCUCACUAACCUUAUCGCAUGCUUUCAUAACAAUCAUGAGUCUCAUGGAAUAAAUUAACAGACUUCUGAAUUAUACUUUUGCAUUCUUUUGAAGCUCACCAUAAACUGCCAUUGUAUGACAUCAAAUAGCACAAUAUUAUUUUCACAAUUUCUCCCUUUGUUUUAAGAGAAAAAAGCCAUAUAGGGUUAUAACAACACUGGGGUGAGUAAACAGUUUCGUUUUUGGGUGAACUAAUCACUUGUUCUCCCUUUCCAGUCCCAUGCAAAUCAUCCCCUUUCCAGUUUCAUCAAUGCUACAUUAACACCACAAAAAUUAUUCAUGUAGUCCCAACUCAAACAGUUUCCAUUUUACAAAUUUAAAUGGAUAGAACACAGUAAAAUCAAAUUGAGAAAAAAUUUUCUUGAAUUGUGUUGCUUUAGUUAAGUAAACUGAACAUGCAGCAAAAAUCCUUUUUUUUUUUUUUUUUUUUGAGUAUUGGAGCUCAAUAGCUGUUAAAUGGAAGAAAGCCAUAUUGAUUUAGAACGCCAUGAGACUGAAUCCAGCAGUGAAAGCCACAAUCAUCACUGGUAUGUGUGAAGGUUUGCUCCAUCUGCACUGUAAAGACAUUGUCCACCAAGACCUCAAACCUGAUAACAUCAUGGUUGAGCAUCAAACCCAUCGUGCUGUGAUCAUUGAUUUGGGGCUGGCUAAAUUCUCCAGAAAUGGACUCACCUCUGCAGUAAACAUGGGAAAUGAGGCUUACUCAGCUCCAGAGAUCCUGCAGAUGAAUGGAGUUCGUGACAAGCGUUCAGACGUUUGGGCAAUGGGGAAAAUCAUAGCUGAACUCUGUGCCAGGGUCAGGUUACCGACCCAAUUUGUGUCUGCCAGCAAAAUUCGGGAAACUCUAAAAGACCAGCCAUACUGUAUUCCUGUGUCCAGGAUGGUGGAGGUCAAUCCAAACUACAGAUCAACUAUGGCUGCGGUCAUCUCAGACAUUAGGAGAGCUGGUUCACCUUCACAAAUGGACAUGAGGCCAAGAGACGUCACAGUGACACAUACAAAUGAAGUAAGAGGAAAUCAAAAAUGGUGUCCACAAGUGCCCGCUCCACCAAAGAUGGAGGUAAAGAAUUCUCCAAUGGUAAUUUAUCGGCAGGAUCCACCUCAUCAGAGAGAGGUGGUGAAGGUGUCAGUCCCGUUAAAAGGCGAGGCCUUGAACAAUCAGUUGUCCCUGAUGUCAUUUCCAUGCCACCUUCCAGAGACCGGAAAAGUGACUCAGGAACGCUACAAUGAGGAGAAAGGAGCUCUAGAAUAUAAAGAGAUCAUCACAAAGGGUGGAAGAAUUAUUAAGUAUGAGAAAGUGCAAAUAACCAAAGAUUCUUAAAGAUGAAAGAGGAUAUACUUUGCCUUCUGACAAUAAAUAAAUAAACAAUUUGCUUAUUGCAAGAUCUCAAAAAUAUUCAGAUAGGUACAGGUUCUUGUUGGCCUACAGCAUAAUUUAUUCUGUCCUGUGCAAAAUAAAUUAUAAGUUACUAGUCUGCAGAAUAAUUUGUUCUCCCAUAAAUUGUCAAUAUACUGUACUUUUACAUUGGUGCUAUAUGGCUGGUAACAAUAUCAAACAGUGUCAUUCAUUGUUUUUAUUUUAGUACUAUGUCAUUCCUGAUAUGCUACGUAUGUCUAUUAAACAAAAAUUUUGUGAUGUUUCAGUUUUGUAAUUUGGUUUUAACUGGUAACCUAAGUGGGACACUGCUGUUUACCAAAGAUUAUGCAUGGCCUAUUUGCUCAAAAAAAAUGUAAUCAAUAUUAAUGUUAGUAAUAUUGGUCAUUCAAUUAAACUUUUCACUUAUUAUAUUUUAUGUACUGUAUAAGGACUGGAGAUAGAUAUUCAUAUUUUUUGAUUAUGGGAUUAACAGUUCGGUAUAACUGGAACAAUCAAUGUAAUUGCUAUUUGUAUAAAUGUUUUAAAUAUAAUAAAAAUGUGAUCAUA